ACUUUUAGCAAAAUCUUCGCAGAAAGCCUAGAAAAACGCCUGCUUUAUCUUCUCCGAUGGACCCUUAUGAUGAACAGAGAUUGAGGAAUGAAGUUAUAUACCUCCACGGUCUUUGGCAUCAGGGUCCUCCCAGAAACCAGAACCCUAGGCCUAAUUACAUCCAUAAUCCAUCAAUGAACCUCCAUCGUACCAACCCCACCGCCAAUUUCAAGAGGAGACACGGACCCAGAAACCGAAUUCACACGACCAACAAGAAGAAUGCUUCGGCAGGAUCUGUGCCAGUACUGCAAGCAGACCCAGGUCCGGAAUGGCCUGUUAAGCCGCAGGCAGAUGUUCCAGCGACUUGGCCCCAAUUUAAACCCAAGCAGGAUCAGCCAAGUCGACCCCUUUCAGAUGAAGAGCAGACCAAAUUGACAUCAAUGAGAAUACAGCAAAAGGCUCUUGAUGCCUGCCGAGGGUUCUUCAAAAAUAGAGUUGAUCGUGAUCGAGACGAUGAUGGAGAGAGUGAGGAUUUUGAGUGUGGAGAUGAAGAUUACCUGCUGGAGAAGGAUGAGAUUGAUGGGAGUGAAGAGUACAAGUUUUUUCUGGAUAUGUUCAUUACCAAUGGAGAGUUGAGGAGUUUCUAUGAGAUGAAACAUGAAUGUGGGGAGUUUUUUUGCUUGGUUUGUGGUGGCAUUGGUGAAAAGAUUGGCAAGAACUACAAGGGUUGUUUAGGACUCAUGCAGCAUUCAAUGGCAAUAUCAAAAACAAAAAGAAGAGUAGCUCACAGAGCUUUUGGACAGGUUAUCUGUAAGGUACUUGGAUGGGACAUUGAUAGGCUGCCUGCUGUUGUGCUGAAGGGGGAGCCCCUUAGUCGUUCUCUGGGAAAUUCAAAGGAGACACAGGAAGAUUUGAAUGUUGUCAAGGGCACUAUGGAUUCUGUUAACGACAGUGGUGGUGAGUCAGUUGAAAAAGAGGUGUGUACUGUUGCUCAGGGUACUGGUGAAUUGAUGACUUUUGUGGGUUCCUUGGAAGAAAAUAAUGCCCGUGGCCGUGCUGAAAAGCUCGUAGUUGGAACUUCAGGUAUUCAAUCAAAUGAAGAAAUAGCCGUUGAUUGUGUGGUUACAAGCACUGAAUGGCCAAGCAUAAAGCCUGUUAGAGAGUCCCUGUCAAAAACUAUGGAGUGGCCCACCUUUGAGCCUCGCACAGCUCCAGAGACUAAUGUCACUUCUGCUGAAGAACAAGUGAGAUUGAACAUGCUGCAGUUACAGCAGAGGGCUUAUGAGGCUUGCAGACAAUUCUUUGUUAAAUCUGCUGGAUUAGAUGGUGAUGAGGAUGACAGCGAAGAAGAUGAUGAUGAAGAUGAUUUGAUGGAUGAAGAUGGAUCUAAAGAAUCUGAAGUGUAUAACUUCUUUCUGAGACUCUUUACUGAGAACAGUGAGCUCAGGAGUUACUAUGAGAAUAACGUUCGAGGCGGUGAGUUCUAUUGUUUGGUCUGUGGUGCAAUUGGGAAGAAGGUUUGGAAAAGGUUUAAAGAUUGUCUGGGGCUUCUUCAGCAUUGCACUGCUAUAUCAAACACAAAGAAAAGGCAAGCUCACAGAGCUUUUGGACAGGUUAUUUGCGUGGUGCUUGGUUGUGAUAUUGAACAUCUUCCAGCAAUUGUGUUAAAGGGCAAACCUCUCAGUUGUUUACUGACAAAGUCAGGCAUGCCUGAGUCUGGGCUUGACAGCAACACUUCUCGUAACCCGAUAGAGUUAGGUGCUCCUAAGAACAAUACAAAUUCUGAAUCAACUUUGACAGAGGAUGUUGAUGCACUGCAGAAGAAUGAGAUGUUGAUAACCAGUGAGGUUAGCAACUCAGACAAAUUGAAGAGUUCUUUAAAUGAAGACUGCAACAAAGACAAUACUUUUGACACUGUAGCUCCAGAUUUGAUAGCGAAUGAGGAGGCAACACUGCAACAGUGAAUUAUCUGAAUCAUUCAACGGAAAGUGGAGUUAGAAAAUGAAGUUGAUAUUCAACAAAAUGAUUCCCGUAUUGGUCACAUGAAGGAAGACUGCAAUUUGAAAUGAAGAUAUGCUGUCAAUGAAAUUUUGUAGACGAUGAAAGUUAACAUUGCAGAAUGAACAUUUUGGAUGGUGGGAUGACUUUUUGAUGCAAAUGAUAAUUUAUAAUCACCACCCUUAACCUCAAUUAUGCGUUUGUAAAAGCCAUAUUGAAUUAUCCCAGUCCAAUAUGAAGAGGGAUGAUAAAAAUCCUGUGCUCAUCAUGGAUCAAUUACAGUGAAAUCUUUUUGUCUCAGAGCUUACAGUGUGGCUCUCGUUUGAAUAUACGAGGGUCAUGACCCAUUGAGCUAAGUGCUGCUUGAAUUGUGAAUAUGGUAGAGCUAUGUGGGUGAGAACUAUUGUUAGCUCAAUCACAUGCUCAUCCCAAGAAACUAGCUUAAUAAGUGUGAAUGUCUAGAAGCUCAAGAUGCUUACAGUUACUUUCUUUCUACAUCCGUAGCCCUACUAUAUUCAUACGACCAUUGUUAAAUUAAUUUCUAAGUGCAAA
Molecule: messenger RNA, 2529 nt
Organism: Rubroshorea leprosula
Lineage: Eukaryota; Viridiplantae; Streptophyta; Magnoliopsida; Malvales; Dipterocarpaceae
Source: the annotation of a GenBank genome assembly